This is a messenger RNA of Chironomus riparius, 2138 nucleotides long. NCBI's taxonomy places the organism in Eukaryota, Metazoa, Arthropoda, Insecta, Diptera, Chironomidae. The record is from the annotation of a GenBank genome assembly.
CUCUCAAAUACUAUCACAUAAAUUUUACACAUAAAUCCGCGAAGGAAUAACAUAAAAUUAAUUAAAUACACGAUUAUCCUAUAAGAAUUGAGUGAUUAUUACCAUUAAUUAAGUGAUGGCUGAAGAAAAGUUGUCUAAAAAGUAAGGAAAUGAGGAAAAUUAUAUGAUCGUGAAAAGUAAAACGUGUAAAAUUGCAAAAGUGGAAUUUUAUACUAUAAUUAAUAUUUAUUAAACCAAGAUGUAUACAAUUUUCCACACAAUCCGUAAAGCUACACCACUUUUAAGACAUUACGAGAAUUAUCAGCAAUUGAGAAACAUUAGAAUAGUAGCUACUGGAUUAUGUGGGAAAAGUGAGUUGAAGCGUCGUAUGAAGGCUGCACAAAAGGAGAAGGAAAAGUCCGAAAAAGAUGCACAAAAGGCAGCGACCGUAACAGCUGAUGAUCAGUCAAAUACCAAAAAGGAGAAUAAGAUUGAUGAAUCUGAGAUUUCACCAAAUGAAUAUUUUAAGCUGAGAUCAGCGGCAGUUAAUGAAUUAAAGAAAUCUGAUGUUAAUCAUCCAUAUCCACACAAGUUUCAUGUAUCAUCGUCACUUGAAGAUUUCAUUUCAAAAUACAAUUCAUUAAAGGAUGGAGAAAUGCUUGAAAAUGAAAGCCUUAGUGUUGCUGGUCGUGUUCAUGCAAUCAGAGAAUCGGGUGCUAAAUUGAUAUUUUAUGAUGUUCGUGGGGAGGGUGUUAAAAUCCAAGUUAUGGCUAAUGCUAAACUUUAUUCAUCUGAAGAAGCUUUUACUGCCGAUACAGACAAGAUUCGUCGUGGUGAUAUCGUUGGAAUUGAUGGAUAUCCUGGAAAAACUAAGAAGGGAGAAUUAUCAGUCAUACCAAGAAAUAUUAAACUUUUAUCUCCAUGUCUUCAUAUGCUGCCUCAUUUACAUUUUGGCUUAAAGGAUAAGGAAACUCGCUUUCGUCAACGCUAUUUAGACUUGAUUAUCAACAGUAGAGUUCGUGAAAUUUUCCAAGUUCGUUCAAAAAUUAUAUCCUAUAUUCGACAAUUCUUUGAUAAAAUGGGCUUUUUGGAAGUUGAAACUCCAAUGAUGAAUAUGAUACCAGGAGGAGCAACAGCAAAACCUUUUGUGACACAUCACAAUGACCUUAAUAUGGAUUUAUAUAUGCGUAUUGCUCCCGAAUUAUACCUAAAGAUGUUGGUUGUUGGAGGACUCGAUCGUGUUUAUGAAAUUGGUCGGCUUUUCAGAAAUGAAGGCAUUGAUUUGACACAUAAUCCUGAAUUUACAACAUGUGAAUUUUAUAUGGCUUAUGCUGAUUAUAGUGACUUAAUUGAAAUUACAGAAAAACUUUUGUCUGGAAUGGUCAAGUCAAUUCAUGGAUCAUAUAAAAUUAAAUAUCAUCCAAAUGGUGAGGAUGGCGAGGAAGUAGAAGUUGAUUUUACUCCACCAUUCAGGAGAAUCCCAAUGUUGAAGACUCUCGAAUCAAUUUUGAAAGUCAAAUUUCCACCAGCAACAGAACUUCAUACAAAAGAAACUAAUGAUUUCUUUAAUCAACUCUGUAUUAAACAUCAAGUCGAAUGUCCAUCACCUAGGACUACAGCUCGUUUAUUAGAUAAAUUAGUUGGUGAAUUUUUAGAAGAAGAUUGCAUUAAUCCAACAUUCAUCACUGAUCAUCCACAAUUGAUGUCGCCAUUGGCUAAAUAUCAUCGUACUGAACCUGGCUUAACAGAACGCUUUGAAUUGUUUGUUAUGAAAAAGGAAGUAUGUAAUGCUUACACUGAAUUGAAUGAUCCAUUUGUCCAACGUGAACGAUUUACACAGCAAGCAUCUGACAAGGCUGCUGGUGACGAUGAAGCUCAACUUGUUGAUGAGAAUUUCUGUAUGAGUUUAGAGUAUGGAUUGCCACCAACUGGAGGUUGGGGUUUAGGAAUCGAUCGUCUAACCAUGUUCCUUACUGAUAACAAUAAUAUCAAAGAAGUUUUGUUAUUCCCAGCUAUGAAGCCAGAUUUAGGAAUUUCAUCUGAAGAAAAGGAAGCUGAAAAGGAUGAAACGACAAAGAAAUAAGCGAAACAAUUUAGUUAUUGCUGUUCUGAAUUAUUGAAUAAAAUGAAAUAAAGCAUUUCACUGAAAUUUCUCUUCC